Pseudo-nitzschia multistriata is the source of this 2601-nucleotide messenger RNA. The record is from the annotation of a GenBank genome assembly. Lineage: Eukaryota; Bacillariophyta; Bacillariophyceae; Bacillariales; Bacillariaceae.
UUCUUUGGUAGACUUGUUGAAGUGUUGUUUGGAAAAGGAUCCUAACCUACGGGCGGGAGUUGGAGAUUGUCUCCACCAUGCUUUCUUGGAAAAAGCGCGAGAACAACGYAUCCGGGAACUCGGUCCUGAAUUCGAAAGUUCGUUGAGCGUUAUUCAWAUUAGCGAAGAGGACAUACGGAUGGCCUUUCGAACUGUCACAAGUGUUCCSGGUCAAAUCAUGCGGWCUGCUAGCAAGAAAAUACAAGAAGGACUGGCGCACACUCGAGAGAACCUGAGAGCACGUAUCCCUUCGUUGGCAUCAACCAAUAAUUCAGGAGACGAACAAAGUACCGCCUCGAAGAAUAACAUCAAUAUGAGUGCUACGAUCAGCGACCCUAAUAACGGAAACAGCAUCUCAACUAACAAGCACAGCAAUCAUGUUGUAUUUUACAGUCGGCAGGCAUCGGGCGACUCAAUUAAUUCACUCCCUUUUUCCGAUAAAAAGGAAAAACUCAAAUAUGGAAGCAAAUCCGACGCAAUGKCUGAUGCCAAUAGAAUAGUGAUUCGUAAAAAUGGAAACGAAUCCGAAACGGAUACCCAUGUAAGUCGUCUAUCGUCUGGAAUCUCACUUGGGAGCACUGGUACCGAUGACCUGCCCACGAAAGAAAUGUCUUCGCGAGUAUCGUUCGGAAGUAGCAACGCCGACGAUUUAGACAUGAUGCGCUUGGAAGAAAACGGUGAUCAAAAGGACGAUAAUGCCGAGGAGAGAGGCGAAUGCCCUGGUAGCAAUGACAAACACGAACAAAGCAAAAUAUCAAAGGGAUCCUUGAAGAAUUCUCAUUUCGUUUCUUCCAAUGAUCUCCAAGAAAUAGCAAAAAAGCAUUCAACGAUUUACAAGCCAGAGGAUCACCCGACGACGGUGUCACGUACAUACAAUGAUUUCCCAAGURUCUCAACUGCCUGCCUCUCUGAAGAAGGGAUUGCAUUGGAUCAGGAUGAAGAAAACGAUGUAAAUUUAGGAUGUUUAAUUCAAUAACGAUUCACUCUAUUUUUCACUCUAUUCUCUUCGAUUCUUCUUCUAUGAUCAAUCGAAUCAUUUAACAUUGAGCCCCCCACUAAUUGAUUUUUUUGCUGCCUCUCUUUCGUCAAACAUGGAGAUUCUAAGAAGAGUACUUUUUAUCAUCGAUCGUCAAUCAGAUCGUCGAAUCCCAACUCGUACAAACUAUUUGCGCGAGAAGCCUCCUGAAGAGGCGCUGGUUUCGAUGGCGGUUUCUUGUCAGUGUCAACAUCAUUGCUAUUGUUUAACGGAUUUGAAGAAUCACCAAUGAGAUCAUUGAAUCCAAAAACGCCCAAACUGGUUUCACGAGCUCCUCUCGUUAGAUGUUGUGGCUUUAGAUCCCCGGGUUCCAAAAAAUCAAUUGAUGUCGUUCGACCAUCCAUAGAUAAUGGUUCUAGGUUAGCUGCUUCAGGCACAGGGCUUCCCAAACGAAUAUCUUCGGUGGUUUUUUGUAUUGCUUGCAUGUCUCGGUUAAAAACUUCAGGGGCAUACUGUUGUUUCAGCCGGUUUGAGGUUGCACUUUGGUCCCGGCUCAAGGUUGCUCGUUUUAAUUUAUGAGGUUUUGAUUCGAAGGUUUCAUUUUGAUUGGAAGUGUCUCUUUUCACCAUUCCCGGACGAGGGAGUGCAUCGUUAUGAUUUGAUUGUUGUCCUCGUGAUGGACUCGUAUCCGCACCGGURUAUGCUUGCGGAUCGUAUUGUGGUGGAUAUGGAUUGUAAUUUGGAUGCCCAAAAUCUCUUGGUGGAGGUGGUCCUCCUCCAUCUGACCAGCUCCUGUUGAUAUUCAUUGUGUUGAAAGGUGGACUAGAUGUAUUGCUGUUGGCGGGUGAUGGAACCUGCCGAUAAUGUCCUCCCAUAGUUCCCAUUGAAUCGCCACUCUGCUGAUACCCAAACCCAGGGUGAGUUACAAGUGGUGGCGGCGGCGGAGGUUGAUUCCAGAAACCAGACCCUCUUGAAUCGAAGGUAGCUGAAGGAGCUGGGCGGUUGACAAUUGCUCCGGGCAGUGGAUUAAGAGAAAAUGAAUGCUCGCGUCCAGAUCCUCCCGCGUUCCAGCUCCCCGAUCGUUGAUGGCGGGCACCUCGGGGAGAAGGCGGAACGGGGAACGUAAAGCUCCCGGACCUCUGAUGCAUCAAACCGCCUGGUGGUGGUGGCGGUGGUGCGCCUGGAAACUGUUGAAAAGACGAAGAACCCCAGCUCUGAAUGCUACUGGUAGAGAACUCUCGUCUCGGCUCCCCGGAAGCCACUCUUCCGUGGUAAUCCGGAGGUGGUUGCUGCGCGAACGGUGGCCCGAUGCUUCCUCUGCUCGAACUCCUUCCAGGAGGAAGAACGAUGCCUGGUAGAGAACCUAGCGAUCCGAUAGACAUAUCUCUCCCUCCGCUGUCUUUGACCCAAGUGAAACCUUCUAUAUCCAAGCUCUCGCCCUUACCCAAAUACUCUCUUCCGAAAGUGUGAUCUCUGCGUACAAUAUCUGGUCUCUUCACUUUACCUUUUUUGUUUCCUUUUGCCGCCGUCCCUUCGGCAUUCGCAUCGCCGUUGGAAGCAGAUUCCUAUAAAUGUGCGGAAACAAA